AUGGCGUCAGGAAGCCACAUGCAUAAUCUCACAACCCUCAUCAAGCGGCUGGAAGCCGCGACUUCCCGCCUGGAAGAUAUGGCGAUGUCGCUGGACGACCCCAACUCGCCCAAAACCAUCAGUGCUGUCGCUGCGCCUGAGACGGCCACUCCUGAGACGCCGAAGCCGGCUCCUCCAGCUACCCCCGCGGCUCCCCCCGUGCCGCCACAGAUCCAGGACUUCGACACAAUUAUCCACGAGGAUGUGCGGCCCUUCGUGGAAUUGGGACAGAAGAUCAAUGGACUGGUCGGCGAGCAGUCGAGAGCUGUUCAGCAGGCCUUCGAAGCCGAGCGCACCUACCUCUACGUCUCGACCAAAGCCAAGAAGCCCGACCAGCAGCCCCCGGAGCUCAUGACGGAGCUUCACAAUGCUUCGGACAGCAUCAAUAACAUUCGCGAGUCUAACCGGGCGUCGCAUCUGUUCAACCACCUGAGCGCAGUGGCGGAGGGCAUUGUUGCUCUUGGCUGGUUCUUCGCCAGCAAGCCUGCCGAUUUCGUCACUGAAAUGGUUGGCGGCAUCGAAUACUAUGGCAACAAAGUGCUGAAGGACUACAAGGAGAAGGACCGCACCCACGUCCAAUACAUUCAAGCCUACUACCAGAUCUUCAAAUCGCUCGCCGCCUACCUCAAGAAGCACUACCCCAAGGGUCUGACCUGGAACGACCAGGACGGCAUCGACGCCCAAGAAGCCCUCCGCCAGGUCAAGAGCGGCAGCAGCUCUGCCUCUUCUCCCAGCGAAAGUAGAACCGCACCCCCGCCUCCUCCCCCUCCCCCUGUACCUACUAUCAACGUCUCUGGCGGCAAUGGCGGCGCUCCCCCGCCUCCCCCUCCGCCCCCGGGCGUCCCCCCCCCUCCUUCCAGCGCCCCCGGCUCUAGCCCCGACAUGUCCGCCGUCUUCGACCAACUGAACCGCGGCGACGCGGUCACCUCCGGCCUCCGCAAGGUCGACAAAUCCGAGAUGACGCACAAAAACCCCAGCCUGCGGAGCAGCUCCGUGGUGCCCGAGCGGCCCAGCUCGCAAGGCAGCUCCGUCUCCUCGCCCACGUCGCGGGCCCGGUCGCCGGCGCCGCCCAGCACCAAGCCCAAGCCCGAGAGCAUGCGCUCGCGCAAGCCGCCGCGCAAGGACCUGGAGGGCAACAAGUGGCUCGUCGAGCACUUCGACAACCCGGGCGGCAUCGUCGAGAUCCACGCCCAGCAGAACCAGUCGAUCCUGAUCUCGCGCUGUAACAAGACCAUCAUCAAGGUCAGCAACAAGGCCAACGCCAUCUCCAUCGACAACUGCACCGGCCUGUCCAUCAUCGUCGACUCCCUCGUCAGCAGCCUCGACGUCAUCAAGUCCGCCAAGUUCGCCCUGCAGAUCGACGGCGUCGUCCCUACCCUGCUCCUCGACCAGGUCGACGGCGCCACCGUCUACCUGGGCCAGCAGAGCCUGGCCACCGAGGUCUUCUCCAGCAAGUCCACCGCCAUCAACGUCAUGCUGCCCCCCAAGGAGGGCACCGACGACGACACCAAGGAGUGCCCGCUUCCCGAGCAGAUCAAGUCUUACGUCAAGGAUGGAGUCCUGGUCAGCGAGAUCGUGGAGCACGCGGGUUAGAAUCCUCGCACGCCCAGCUCAAACCUCGUUUCCUUGACGGAUGCGAUAAAUACUCCGCGCUACUCGGGUUCGAUUUGGUAGAUGUAGCAUUGGGGAGAGGCAAGAAGUUCCCUUUCUCCUUUAUUGCCGUAUCUUGUAGAUAGAUUUGCUUCUAUUUAAAUCCAAUCUUUUUUUUUUGGUCUUGAAUAUGCCCUCUUACAUCGUCCGCUUUCCAGACCUUUAUCAUCACAGAAGGAAAGACUACUUACUUCCACGAUAGGCUGCAGGAAG
Aspergillus japonicus CBS 114.51 is the source of this 1902-nucleotide messenger RNA. RefSeq names its product adenylate cyclase-binding protein (gene capA). Gene Ontology annotation, cellular component: cytoplasm. The transcript is spliced from 4 exons. The record is from RefSeq and is a predicted model, not a curated record. Gene Ontology annotation, molecular function: actin binding; adenylate cyclase binding. Gene Ontology annotation, biological process: cytoskeleton organization; regulation of adenylate cyclase activity. Bases 1 to 1632 code for a protein of 543 amino acids. NCBI's taxonomy places the organism in Eukaryota, Fungi, Ascomycota, Eurotiomycetes, Eurotiales, Aspergillaceae.